GCCACUGUCCGAAAGAAAAAUGGUCGUUUUUCUGUUUCCGAGAAUAGUGAAUUUUUUAGAUAACGAUGAACUGAUGAUAGUUUAGUUGAGAAAUUGAAGGAUGAUUCCGAAUUUUCUUAGCAUAAAUUUCUGGGAUUAUCUGAGGGUCGGCUCAAGUCACUACACAACACAAAGGAAGUUCCUUUUUUUUUGUGUGGCUUUGAGUGGGUCAGUGAUUUUAGGAUUUGCAAAUCUACCAUCUCUAGAAACGUAACGUUGCGGAGAAGAUGGGUUUCAUCAUAGGAGGCACUUGCUUCGCCCCGUCUCCAAUCCUCCCCUCUUCUUCUUCUUCUUCUACGUCGCAGUUCGUGCUUCUUUGCUCCACCAAUGUCUCCAAAUUCAAGCGUCUCCGACCACCUUCAGCUUCUCUAGGCCGCCAAGAUACAAACCACGACGCUGUGUCCGUUAAGAGAAGAGCUUUUGUUCUUUUUGGUAUCUCCAUUCUUCCCUUUUUGCAGUUUCGAUCGCCAGCUAUGGCGGAUGAAAGAGUCAAUGAGAUAAAGACACCAAAGCUUAAUCAAGAAGCUGAGGUUGCAGUUAGUGAAGGAGCAUCCCCUAAUCCAUUUCUGUCUCUCUUGAAUGGUCUUGGGAUUUUCAGUGCUGGUGUUCUUGGUGCACUCUAUGCACUCGCUCGGAAAGACACAGAAACUGUCCAAUCUGUAAAGAGCCAGUUGAAAGACAGAGAAAGAGCAUUGGUUACCAAGGAGAAAGACUUUGAAGCAAGACUGCAUUGUGAGCGGGAGGAGUGGAACAAGGAACGAGAAAAGGCACAAAAGGAACAACUCUCAUUGACCAACCAGUUCAAUUCUGCAAAAGAUGUGGUGACAGGGCUAGGCCGGGAGCUAAGCAGCGAGAAGGAACUAUGCGAGGAGCUUAGAACUCGAAUCAAAAGUCUGCAAAAUAAUCUCUCAAAGGCUGGUGAAGAACAAAAGGCACUUGAAACAAAGCUCGGAGACGAGCUUAAUUUGAUUGAGGGGAUGCAAGAUCGUACCAGCUUGCUUAGUUUGGAGUUGAAAGAUAAAAAAGAAGAAGCUCAACGCAUUAGCACAUCACUGACUGAAAAAGUAGCAGAACAGGAGAAACUCAACUCUGCUUACACUCAAACUAGCCGAGAUCUUGCUGAAGCAAUGUUAGAAACCAAGAAGCUUAAGGAAGAAGUCACAAGAACUCAGUCUAAAUUGGACUCAAAGAGUUCUGCCAUUGAGGAGUUAAACACCAGAAUAAGAAAUUUAGAGGCUGAGAAAAAGAGUUACAUCCAAAAGCUUGAUGAUGUUUCAAAAGACUACAGUGCUUUGCAGUUGACUUCUGAGAAGCAGUCAGCUGCUGAUACGGAGGUCAUUAGAAGGAAAGAGGAGGAAAUUCAGCAGCUAAAGGAAAAGCUGGAUCAUGCGCUAAAGGAAGUAAGUGAGAGUAAAGACAAAGUUGCUGACCUUACUGAGAAGUAUGAAGACUGUAAGCGGAUGCUGGAUGUAGAACUCACUAAUGUACAGAACUUGAAACAUGAACUUGAACGAAGAAAGGAAACACUCCAGGCGUCGAGAGAUAGUGUUUCUGACCUGGAAAAGCUGCUUGAUGAGUCGAUAGCUUUGUGUUCGAAGUUUGAAUCAGAGGUUUCUAUAAUUCGUGAAGAGUUUAAUGAAGCUAAGGAAAGAUAUGGAGAGAAGCUUACUGAAGAAAGAGGAAACAGUGAGGUUUUAGCUAGCCAACUUGCAGUGGAGAAAGAUCUUUUAAAGAAAGCUAGAGAGGAGCUUGAGGGACUGACACAUGAACUUCAAGAGUCUUCUGUAAAGAACCAGAACCUCCAGAAGGAACUAGUGGAGAUUUACAAGAAAGCUGAAACCACUAACAAGGAACUAGAAGAGGAGAGAAAGACAGUUUUGGCAUUGGAGAAAGAGGUGAAAGCAAUGGAAAAGCAGAUGUCGAUGGACAGGGAGGCGAGGAAAACCCUUGAGACAGACCUCGAAGAAGCAGUUAAGUCCUUUGAUGAGAUGAACAAAAACACAUCGACGCUGUCAAAAGAGCUUGAGACGGUGAAUACACAUGUCUCCAGUUUGGAGAAGGAGAAAGAAACGCUUCAAAGAACACUAGAAGAGGCAAAGAAAGCAUCAAAAGAAGCCAAGGAAAACGCGGAAGGCGCACAUAGCUUCCUGAUAGGUAUGAGAAAAGAGAGGGAAGUGCUAGAAAAGAAAGUGAAGAAGCUAGAGGAGGACUUGUGCUCUGCAAAGGGAGAGAUAAUGCGCAUGAGGAGCCAACUGAACGAUAACGAAGAGAAGAGUGAUGAUAAGGUUACUGCAAAGAAAGUUGUCAGAAGAAGAAAGAGCAGUACUAGUUCUUGAGGAGACAAAGGUUAUGAUGACCAGAGCUUGCUCCAGUUAUUAUACAAAUCUGUGUAAAUUUUGACUAGAGGCAAAUGGCUCCAAAGUUUCAUCAAUGAUAAUAGGUAAUAAUAGAGUGAGAAGAUUAUCAGGAAAUUCAUGUCUGAAAUUAUGAU
This is a messenger RNA of Raphanus sativus (radish), 2530 nucleotides long. RefSeq names its product MAR-binding filament-like protein 1. The coding region runs from base 267 to 2375 and encodes 702 amino acids. Lineage: Eukaryota; Viridiplantae; Streptophyta; Magnoliopsida; Brassicales; Brassicaceae. The transcript is spliced from 4 exons. The record is from RefSeq and is a predicted model, not a curated record.